CUGCGCCUGCGCUUGGGGGACCGCGACGUGCUGGUGCCGAGCUCGGUGGGGACCAUCCGUGAGGCGCUGGUCCGGCACUGGGGGGACUGGCUGGGCCGCCCCACCAGUUAUCUGGGGUCGCUGGUGUCACGGGGGGGCCGGGACCUGGCACUGGGAGGCCCCUGCCCUGGCUGGCGGCGGCAGCGGGGAGCAGUGCGGGGAGCACUGGCACAGGCUGGGGGGCGUCUCGGGCCCCUCCUUUGGCUGCAGGGCCAGAAGUUGUGUGAGGAGCUGCGUUCCCAUGGGGAGGCCCCUGUGGACCCCUUUGAGGUGUUCACCUUCCAUACCUGCAGCACCAUCGCACGCCUCCUCUUUGGGGACCUGGUGCCCCCCCCAGGGGAGCUCCGGGCCUUCUCCCGCUGCCUGGGGGAGCUGCUGCAGGUUUGGGGGCACAGCAGCGUACGGGCGCUUGAUCUGCUGCCCCUGUUGCGGGCCCUGCCCAACCCAGGAUUGCGGAAGCUGCUGCAGCUUGUCCAGCACCGUGACACCUUCGUGGAGGCCCAGAUCCAGCGGCACCAGGCAUGCCCCUCCCCUCCCCCGGACACAGUUUUGGGGGCGCUGCUGGGGCAUAAUUCUGGGGCACGGGGUGGCUCCCUGAGCCCCCCCCGGCUGCACAUGGCGCUGGUCGACCUGUUCAUUGGGGGCACUGAGACCACGGCGGCUGCUCUGGGCUGGGCUGUAGCCUUCUUGCUGCAUCGUCCUGAGCUGCAGGCACGGCUGCGGGCAGAGUUGGAGGGUGCACAUGGACCCCCUGGGCCGGGGGACACGGGGCGCCUGCCCCUUCUUCAGGCCACUGUCAGCGAGACUCUGCGGCUGCGGCCCCCUGCACCUCUGGCGCUGCCCCACUGCGCCCUACGCCAUACCAGGUGUCUUGGGGGGCUCCCCGUGGUGGCUGGCACCGUCUUGGUCCCCAACCUGCUGGCAGCCCAACAGGACCCUGACAUCUGGCAGCACCCUGAGGUCUUCCUGCCCGGUACGUGGGUACGCCUUCACUCGGAAGUCCCCGCUGCCAAACUCCUGGGGUCUCCUCAAACAUCAAACUGGAUUUCUCCAGUAGUCAUGGGGUUUCCCUUGACUCCUGGGUAUCCUGGGAACACCUUGGCGUCAUGAGUGCCCCCCUGAUGCCUGAAUCACCCCAAACCCACACCC
This is a messenger RNA of Cyanistes caeruleus (blue tit), 1188 nucleotides long. Lineage: Eukaryota; Metazoa; Chordata; Aves; Passeriformes; Paridae. The record is from RefSeq and is a predicted model, not a curated record.